CGCAGUACAUUCAAACUUAAGCACUUCAAAAUGAAAUUUGUUUUCGCCGUUUUGCUCAUCGUUGCUGUAAUGGCUGGAAAUAAGGCAUUCGCUCAAGGGCAAGGACAAGGCCAGUUUGGAGGUUCCGGCGGAGGACAAAUGGGAGGAAGCGGGGGAAUGGAUGCCACGGGAAGCAUGGGAGGAAGCGCGGGAGGGAGCAUGGGUGGAAGCAUGGGAGGAAGCAUGGGAGGAAGCAUGGGUGGAAGCAUGGGUGGAAGUGCGUCAGUGUCAAUGACCUUUGGAAAUUGA
This is a messenger RNA of Anoplophora glabripennis (Asian longhorned beetle), 288 nucleotides long. RefSeq names its product merozoite surface antigen 2, allelic form 2-like. The transcript has 2 exons. The coding region runs from base 31 to 288 and encodes 85 amino acids. The record is from RefSeq and is a predicted model, not a curated record. NCBI's taxonomy places the organism in Eukaryota, Metazoa, Arthropoda, Insecta, Coleoptera, Cerambycidae.